Molecule: messenger RNA, 9175 nt
Organism: Hyposmocoma kahamanoa
Lineage: Eukaryota; Metazoa; Arthropoda; Insecta; Lepidoptera; Cosmopterigidae
Product: golgin subfamily A member 4-like
Exons: 22
Coding region: 41-8893 (2950 amino acids)
Biological process (GO): regulation of DNA-templated transcription
Source: RefSeq, a predicted model, not a curated record
GAGGGAUCCGCGAGUGUGGACAUUGCUUAUACUUACAAACAUGUUACAGAAAUGGAAACUCAUAUUAACAAACUGGAUAAAUUGUUAUUUCAAUGAAAGCACUGAAAAGGAAGAAAAUGUGACUUUAGAGGCUAUUGUCACAAUAAUAUCUCAUUUACGAGAAAAUUUAAAUCUUGACGAGUCCAAAUCGUCUUUACUAGAAGCCCAUACCAUUGAAGAGUUCAUUACAGAGAAAUAUCCGGAAUUCAAAUUCGAAAAUGAAACAGUUGAAGCUGUCACUGAUGAGAACCUGUACAUCGCUGCUUCGUUGCUCCUUUUCUUUGUUUGUGUUAUUUCUAAAGAUGUAGAUAUAAAGACCGCUAUGUGUAGUAAACUGAGUGCCGAGGACCAGGAAACCAUUUUGAAGUUCAGCAAGAGUCUGAUGGAGUGUUCUCCUGUUACUUUAACAGAUGUGCAGGCAGCUAUUACAGAGGCAUGUGGCCAAGAAAUCGUAGCAACAGAUGGGAAGCCAGAGACUAUGGAGGUGGCAGAAACUCCACCUCCAUUACGUUCGUUGCAUGGCGAAGUGCGGCGAUUGCAGGCUGCGCUGGAUGCUGAGCGAUUCGAUCGCAAUUACUUGCAAGAGGAGCUUUCACGCACUAAUUUAGGGAUGAAUAAGCUAUUAAAAGACCAAGAACAAUACAAGUUGGAGAUAGUGAAUCUGAAGGCUAAGAUAUCCAUGUGCUGUGGUGAAGACGCGGAAGUGCGGGCCACGGAAGGUGUUGAUGAAAAUACUGCUAAGCUGACUCGGCAGCUGCAAGACAUGGAGGAGCGACUAGUUGCUACACAGGAGAAGUUAGACGACUUACAGUAUGAGAGAGACACAUAUAAAGCAAAGUUCGACGAACUUAAACAAGAACGUGAUAAAUGGCUCUCUGUCAAUCAAGAAGAGGCAAUUAGGUCAGCUCAACUGGCUGAAGAGUUGGAAUCAGAGAAACGUAACAUCCAGUCUCUAAAAGAUCUUUUAACUGAGCUUCAACAGCACAAUCGUAAGAACAAUGGGUUGGAUUCCAGUCAAUUGGAGUGCGAUGAUCCUGAUGCCAGCAUGUCGCUUCACAAUAUUUCUGUCUGCAGCGAAGCAUGCGCCAAUGUUAUCGAAGUUCAAUUAGUGGAGGAAAGAGCUAAAAUUGUUAUCCUCAAUCAAGAAAUCCAAACUUUACAGAAGCGAAUGACUGAGUUUGACCAGACCACCAAAAAUGAGAAGCUCACAUAUGAGGCGCUUAUAUCAGAAAAAGACGAAGAAAUAUCUACUUUGAAACAUCGUGUAAAUGAGGAGAUUGAGGAGAAAAACAAACUAAAUACACUGUAUAAUGACCUACUCACUAAGUUUAACAAUGAUCUUAAUGAAUUAGACCAACAAUUUAAAGACCACAAACAGACAUCGGCAGCUACAAUAGAAGAAAAGAUUCGAGAAAUUCAAAUACUCCAGGAACAUAAAUUGUCCUUAAUGCAAAGCCUAUCGGACGAAACUACAAAACUAGAAAACAUUAUUAAAGACCUAAAAAUAGAUAUUGAUAAAGAGAAGUGUCUAAAGAUAAAAAUGGAAGAGGAUUACGAAAAUCAACUAAUGAAGUUGAGCGAAAAAGUGUUAAACAGAAACAAUGAAUUAGUAGAGCUGCAAAACAAUGUGUUUGAAAAAAGUGAAUUUAUAGAAAAGUUGCAUUUGGAGAUUCGUAAUGACAAAGAAGAAAUUGGAAAAUUAAAAGAAAAAAUAAGUGUUCUUGAGACAAAUUUGCAACAAAAAACUGAUGAAGCGAAAGCAUUACAAAGGCGCUUGGUGCAAAAUGUGGAAGUUUUUGCAGAAUUGAACAGAGAAAUUGACGAAUUGAAGGAUGCAAAUGUUGGUCUUUAUGAGAGCAAUAGGUCUCUGGAAGAUGCUAAAGGGUAUCUCAUGGCGGAGUUAGAAUCUCGAGACAAUUAUAAUGUAGAAAUUCGAAAAGAAAUUGAGAAUAUCACAAACAUAUUUAGCGAAGAGAAGGCUAGACUGACGCGCAAUAUUGAUGAACGUAAUUCCGUGAUUUCGUCACUUGAAACGCAGGUACAAGUUGAAGUCCAAUCUAAAGCUGACUUAGAAAGUAAGAUUGAAACUUUGAAUCAGGCAAAAUCGGCUUUAUCCGAGGAAGUAAGUAAAUUAAAGGCAGAGUUAGCCAGUUUGAAAAUAGAAUUUCAAGAGAAAGUAAGAAUGAUAUACGCUUUGAACCUAUACUUGAAGGAUGAGAGAUACACGAAUAAUCAUUUGAAAACUGAAUAUGACGCCCUAAGCCAAGAAUAUAACAAACUUGUGACGCUGAAUGGUGAAAAAGAUGAUCAAAUCAAAACUCUACAAAAUGAUAAAAAAAUGUAUGAAGAAGAGGUACGGAAUAAAACUGACGAGGUACAGAAGAAAAUCGGGGAAGUACAGGCCAUAACUGAAGAAAUACAGAUGAUAAAGGAAGAAUUACAAAUAAUGGACGAGAAGUUACAAAUGAAGAAUGAAGAAUUAGAGAAAAUACAUGAAGAAUUAGUGAAAUGUGAUCAGGAAUUGUUAGAAAAAGAAGCGGAAUUGCUGAAAAAAGAUGAAGAAUUAUUGCAAAAAGAUGGUGAAGUUAUGUCCUUGAAUGAUAAGAUUUUCGCAGACGGUGAAGAGCGGCGUGCUCUACUACAAAAUUUAGCCUUUUUGAAUGAUGAUAAGAAUAAUUUGGAGAGACAAGUAAUGGAACGAUAUGAUGAAAUGUUACGUUUGCAGCAGGAUCAUGAAAAAUUAUGUAAAAACACAGAGAAUAAUAAUAUUAUGAUCGAAAUGCUAGAGAAAAAGGUCGAAGUCGAAAACCGAAAAUAUGUUGAACUAGAAAGAGAUUUCGACGUACAAACUACGAACCUUCUUUCAAAACUGAAAGACACCGAGAAAUCAAUAAGUGAACACACAAUGAAAUCUAAACACGCCAUUCAAGAAAAAGAACUAAGAAUACAAAUAAUGCAACAUGAAGUAGAAAAGUUGCAAAAGACCUUAGACAAGGAAAGAGAAAAUGUGAGUAAAGUUAUUAAAGAAAGGGAGGCAUUAAUUCAAAAACUCAGCGGUGAGACCUCGUAUAGAAACAAAUUACAAGAAGAGUAUCAAAAUUUGUGUCUGUCUUUGGACAAAGUAACUAAGGAGCUGUCUAAUAAGAUUGUCGCAAAAAAUGAAGAAAUAGGUGCUUUGAAAGCUCAACAACAGGUUGAAUUAGAAUGUUUGACUAAGACAGCGGAAGAAAAAGAUGAAGAAAUCAAAAUGCUAGAAGCUAAAUUAACUCAGGAAUUGGAAUCUGCUCGGGUUUUAAAAAAUCGAAAGGAUCAGGAAAUCAAAGCAAUGAAGAACAAAAUUGGGGAGUUAAACUCUCUGAAUGAUGAAUUGGAAAUUGAAUUAAAAAAAGAGACGAAUAGCAAGGCACAAGCGAUUGAAGCAUUGCAAAGAGAAAAUGAACAAUUGCAUUUUGCUAUUGAAGAAGAUAAUAGCAAUCAUGAGGUUCUGGUUAAAGAAAAAGAUACCAUGAUAGAAAGAUUAGAGGAGCAUCUUAAAGUUACAACAAUACAGUUGGAAUCCAUUAGAAAAGAUUAUGAAGAUGGCAUUUUAAUGUGGGAAAAAUCAAAGAUAGAAAUGCGCGAAAACCUUGAGGUAAAAGAAAAUGAAAUAGCAAAAUUGACGCAACACAUUACUGAGCUGACUCAAACUUUAGACUUGAGAGUUUAUGAAUCGGCAGAAACCAUGAUUGCUGCAGAGAAAGCUAAAGAAGAUCUUAAACGUCAAAUCGAUGCAAUUGUUAAAGAGAGCAACGAAAACGAUUUAAAAAGAAAAAACGAAAUUAUUGGUUACGUAAAAGAGGUUGGGGAUCUGGAAACCUAUCUGCGCAACGCCGAACGCGAAAUCUGUACAAUGAAAGAACAGCUAGAUUGCGAGAAAUCUGCCCGAGAUAUUCUUGAAUCUGAAAAGGCGAAACUUUUGAAAGAAAACGAAGGAGUAAUUGAGGAUUUAUUUAGUGAACGAAUGUUACGCAAAGCUCUUCAGGAGGAACAUGCGGGAGUAUUACGUGAGAAGAAUUUGUUAAACCAAAAAGUAAUGGAAGCGAAUUCGAUAAUGCAAAUUGUAGAAGAAGAAAAAAAAAGAUUGUUGGUCGACAAAGAGCGAUUGGAACGAAUCCUAAAGGUUGAGAUCAAAUGUAAGGAUGAGUUGAAGGAAGAAAAUGAGAAUCUUACACGAAAAUUAUGCGAUGAGAUGAAAUCUUUAAAAGUGACAUUGGAGAAAGAGAAAGAUGUAUUGCAAGAUGACAAAAAAGCACUUGAAGAGAAAAUGAUGGAACUAUACAAUAUAAAACAAAAUCUUGAACAAGAAAAAGAGUGUUUGUUGCUCGAAAAAGAAGAAUUAACCAUGGAAAAUAUCGAAGAACUUACGUCAGUUCAAGAACGGCUUGUGCGUGAUAAGGAAAUUUUGAUGGUUGAAAAAGACGAUUUGGCUAUGCGUUUGAGCAAGAAAACAGCUCUUGAUGAAGUUGAAUUUGAAAAAUCUGCAGUGUCUGUCAGUUUAAGCGCAAUGAACGACAAGUUAGCUGCCGAAUUGCAUAGCAAUCAAGAAGAAUUGAACUCUUUGUGUGCAGAGUUAAAAACUUUAAAAACUGAUUAUGAGAAACAUGAAGAUUUAAUUGUACAUAUGGCUUCGUUGCUAAGUAGUGGUUUAGAUAAACUUUUCCUGAGUAUUAAGAAUGGAGAUAUAUCUAACGAGGUGUUAUUGAAGCUUACAAAUUGCGACAGAGGUGGUAUGCAAGUAUUAGAGCAGUGUGAUCUUUUGAUUAACAUUGCUGACACGAUGACAGUCGAUUUGUCCUUGAAGGGGAAAUUGAUGGAAACAUUAGAACAUGAAAAUCAUACGGUUAGUGAAUUGAAAGAGAUGUUCAAUCAGAAGGAACUUCAGGUUUUGGAGUUGCAAAGUGAAGUAAAGAGACUACAGCAAGUUAAUUAUGAAAACAAAAUUGAACUAUCAAAGCAAUAUGAAUCAUGCUAUACACAAGGGCGGGACAUUCAGAAACUACAACUGGAAAACAAAACUUUGAUGAAUGAACUGAAUGAUGUUAAAGUUCAAUUGGAAGUAAAGGUCCAUUCUUUGAAAGAAAAGUUAGUCGACAACGAAAAUCUGACUGAUAAACUAAAAAAAACCUAUGAGUGUCAAAUAGAGAAUUUGAACGUAAUGAUAAAUAAAUUAACAAGCUAUUUGAAGGAUAAAACUGUUGAAUUAGAGACCGUUAGGAAGGAAAGGGAUAGACUGCAGCAAAUUAUUGAUGAAAAGAAUAAAGUAAUAAAGACGUUAGACGAUGAAGUUAGGACUCAGAAGUUGAACCAAGAGAAACUGAUUAGUGAUUUUGAAUCCGAACGUCUCGUGCUUAAGAACAUGGUGACUGUUACGGAAUCUGUUAUGGAAGACACUAAAAUUGGACUAAAUAAAGUUAUUUCUGACCAUGUCAAAGCUAAUGAGGCAUUCCAAGAAGAAAUAAAGGUUAUGCAAGAGAAAUUAGAGAACGACAAACGAGACGCCGAAGUAAAGCUCCUAGACAAAGAAGUUACUCUCGAGGCAGCAUUAAAAGAACUAUUUGAAUUGAAGUCGCAGAAAGAAUUAUUAGACAUUGAAAUUGAAGGUCUAAAGGAGCAUUCUAAUAAAGAAAUCGCGAUUAUCACACGUGAAUUAUCGACUGCAAGGUCGUAUAUAGAAGGAUUGGAAAGCCAGAAUAAGGUUUUGAACGAUAUCCAAGAUCAGCUGAAGAAGGAUAUGGAUGCCCAGAAAGAGAACUGGGAAAAAGAGAUUGCUGCAUUGACUGAAGAAAUCGCGCAAAAGGUGUCUUUGAUUGAGGCCUUGCAGUCACGAAAUAAAGACUUGGACGACACUUUGCAGAUAAUGAAAAAUGACUUAACAUCUUUAGAGGAACAGGACAAUAAAUUGAAAACCAACAAGGAUUCCCUUGAAAUCGAAUUGCUAGCUCAAAUAGACCGCCUGACCAACGUUAUUAACGGUGACACAGAUAAGAAUGACAAAUUCAAAUCAACGCUUAAAGAAAAACUGCAAAUGAAAGCUGAAAUAUUGGAUAAAGUAAAAAUUUUAAGUGAGGAAAUAAUUUAUUUGAUUAAAGAAAAAAACCAAUACAUUUCUAAAUUAGACGAGGUAAAGGCAGAAUUUGAGACAAAUGAAUUGAGGGCUAAGGAAGAAUUGGAGUAUUUGAAACAACAGAAUUCCGAGUUGCUUAACACCAUUGAACAGACCCAGAAACGAAUUUUGGAGUUAGAACAUAUUAUAAAAGAGCACGAUUCUGUUAAAAAGCUCCAAGAAGAUGCAAUAAGUGACAAAUUAAACCUAGAUAACAAAUACUCCCUGUUACAAGAGUGUCAAGCAAAUGCUGAAAAAUAUCUUGAAGAACGUGAAAUUGAAAUAUGUGCAUUAAGAGAUAAGCUGGAACGUCUGAGAUCUAAUUUCAACAGUGAACAGUCAAGAGCAUUAUGUUUGGAAGAUAAAAUUAAGGAGUAUAAAACCAAAUUGCAUAAAUACGAGCAGGAUUUGUAUAACAAGGAUAAAAUUAUAACCAAUAUGGCUCAAGAGAAAGAUACAGUGAUAAGUACGAUCAGUAAAGAAUUGGUGGAAGAGCGUGUGGCAAGAGAAAGGUGUCAGAAGGAAUUACAAGUAAAAGCCACAAGUUUAUACGAGUUACGGCAAAAAUUAGAAGAGAUUAGGAGUGAAACUAAAGUGCUUGACAGAUUAAAUACUGAGAAUGAUAAGAUCAUCAAAGAGAGUGCACAAAAGGAGACAUUCGCUAUGGCCAACCACGAAAAGGCAUCGAGCAAAAUGUCGGCCCACGACGAGCGCGAGCGCGAUAGACACCAGGUUAGCACACCAACAUCCGAUCUCACACACUCCUCCUUGGAGAGCACCAAAACCAUCAACGAUUUAGAAAAGAUAAUACAUGAUAAGAACAGAACAAUCACCACAUUACAAACCGAUAUUACCUACAUGAAAUCACUUAUGGCCGAGUCGGAAAACAAACUACUGGACGUCACCAAGGAGUUGGAAAUUUCAAAGGAGAAUUACCAACAUAUAUCCAGCCAGUUAAAGAAGAUAGUCCAACAAAAGAACGAAGAGAUUGGCGAACUUAAGAAACAAAUCUCAAAAAUGAACUUGACUGAAACACAAUCGAAACAAAUAAUCAAAGUAUCCACAAAGUACCAGUCGAUCAUAUUGAAAAGGAUUGCUGAUAUAAAGUCAAAUACUAUAUUGAAGGAAUUGACAAAUUUUGGUAAUACUGCAAACAGUGAAUGCGAAUCCAAACGAAGCUUAGCUGCCGGUAUAAUUACUAUGGAGGACUUGGAGUAUUUCCUUGAGACCACAGAUAAACAUAUGAAGCGUUGCUCCGAAAAGCAACUUGCCUUGCAAAAAGAGAGAGAUCGGCUUUAUGAAGUAAACAAAAUCAACGAGUCCGAAAUUAUUAAUUCGAAGAAAUUUUUGACCGAACUCUCUGUGAGCUUCAAGACGUUUAGUUCGGUUAGAGAUAUAUACGCUCAAAAGUUAAGCAGAGUUGUAUCUGUGCAGAGAACUGUAAGACGUGAGAUUUUGAACAUGGAAGGACAACUAACAGAUGCAAUGAUGUGUAAGUUAGAGAGAGGGUAUGCAGCCAUUAUGCAGGACCUAUCCGAAUGUACAAUGAACUUAGAAAGAUGGAUGGAGAGAUGUAUUUGGCGGACGAUUUCGCCUGAGAAAAUAAAACAGGCUUUUACUAGUGACUUGGAACGAAUGUCGCUUGCAUCGACGAUGUUCCAAAAUGCUAGUAUAGAAGUACAGUUGGAGGAAUUGGAGAAUUCCUUCCAGAAGCUUUUAGAAGAAGUCAUGAGGGCGCCGAAAGGGGAGGGAGCGAAAGAACCGCAAGCAGUCACAGUGAUGGAAGUUAGAGCUGAAUAUGAGGACAAACUCAACAGAAUGAAGGCUAAAAUGAAACAACUUUACCAAGAACAAAUAGCGAAGUACAAGGAAAAGCAGGUGGAAGAGGUAGCGACAUUGGAGAGAGAACUUCAAAGAGCGAGAGAUAAGCUAGCGGAGACGAGUCGGGCUUAUGAGGAUCAUAUCAGAACAUUGACCACAGAACUAUGGACUGUUGGAGAAAAGUUUCUCAUGAAGAAAGACGAAGCUGAGUGGCUGAGAAGGAAGAACAAAUCCGGAUCGCUUAUGUCUUUGCAACAUGUGCAUUCGUCUGGUCUCGUGCCAUCGCAUCACGAGAGCGGUCGUCGCUCGGACACCUGCUCACUGCGAUCCUUGCCAGUUUCGAAUCCCCGAGAAAAGCGUGAGGGCCGUGGCCUCCACAUGUCUGACGAAGAAGGGGAAGUUUUCGACAAUAGAUGUUUAAAAGAGUUAUCAGAGACGCCGCGUCAAAACCGACGCGAAUCCCACACCCUUCCGCCUGGCCAGCGCUUAUCUGAACUGCGCUGGCGCAACUCUCUCUGCCCCCCGCACCUCAAGAGCUCGUAUCCCGCCGAGAUGCAGUUUAGAGACACCUUUGAUGAGGAUGAUAUCAAGUGCACAGGCAAAACGUCGACGGUGAACAAACAACCUCGCAAGGAAGUGGGCAUCACUGCGUACAAGAAACCUGGUCCUCCUACGCCUAGCAAGCAGGCAGGACGAUUAUCUGCUACGGACGCUGAACUGCGCGAGUCGCUACGCGUCGACGCAGAGCCAGGCGCGGGCGCAGGCACCAGCGUCGAUCUGUCGCGCAAGACAUCUACGCCCUCUCGCAUCCGCACGUUCUUUCGCUCCGUAAGGAAUGAAACUGAAGUAACCCCUCGGAGCAAACGACUCAAAAUCUUCCGAAAGAAAUGAUAUCAUUAAGUAUUUGUUAAACUUAAAUUAUGAUUGGGAUUCCGUGAGUGAAAAAAUUGUUGAUUUUUUUCUCACUCUUUAUAUUUUAAUAAUUUUGUUAAUUCAUGUCUAUUAAUAAUAACGCUACUGGUGACUGCUAUCUUGCCUUGUUAUUUAUCCAUUCAUUUUAGUGACGUAAUCACGUGAUGUUAUCAUAGUAGUUCCCAUUCUAUUGCAGUAUUAAAGCAGUAAAUUACUGUCGCACACAAAAGUUGUUUUAAGAAAUAAUUUUUAUUAGAUUAU